GAAGUCAUAUAUGCUUCGUGCGAAAUCAAUCCAUAACCUGUUAUUUAAAACUGUAGUUUUAUAUGUUUUUGACACAUUUUUAAAUAGUAUAGUAUGUAUUACAAAUUAAACGACAUUUAAAUUUAUUGUACAUCACAAAGUUAUAUAAUUUGAAAAAAGAAAUACUAUGAUAUACGAUGAAUUAUCCAGGGAAAAUUGAAAAUUAUGAACUACGAUUUUGUAUCAUUUGGCGGUAAAACUGAAGUUAAGUUAGAUAUGCCCUGUUUGAACUUUCAUUAAAUUUUUUUUACUGUCUAUUACUUUGCAUAAUGCUAUAGGUUUAUUAUCGGUCAAAAUGGGAAUGUACAAAGUCCAAAUGAAUUUACAAAAAAUUCAAUCCUACACUUAAAAAAUAUAGUGUACUUAAUUCUAAAAAUUAUCGGUUAUAUUUGUCAUAAAACAUAUUUUUGAUAAUAUUUUAAGUCAUGGUUUCUUUAAUAAAAAAUAUUCAGCUUGCUUCAUUUUUUUAUAAUGGCAGUAGAAUUGCAACGCAGUUGUUUUCUACUAAUACACAGUUACGUUUAGAAAUUGAGGUAAAAGAAGUUAUUUUAAAAUAUCUUGAUGGGAAAGAUAACGGUAUAGUAGUCUUAGGACUAAAUCGUCCAAAUACCCGUAAUGCUUUCGGAAAAAACCUUGUAUCGCAAUUAAAUAAUGCAAUUUCUACUAUUAAGCAAGAUGAUAAAUUAAGAGUACUAAUUAUCCGUAGUCUGGUACCAUUUGUGUUCUGUGCUGGUGCUGAUUUACGUGAGAGAUUAAAAAUGAAUAAAUCAGAAGUAUUAGAAUUUGUAACAUCCUUAAGGAAUGUUAUGAAUGACAUAGAGUCAAUAUCAAUACCAGUUAUAUCUGCUAUAGAUGGUAUAGCAUUGGGUGGUGGUUUAGAACUUGCAUUGGCUACGGAUAUUAGAAUAGCAGCUUUAGAGGCAAAACUGGGUCUUGUAGAAACGAAACUAGCAAUAAUACCAGGUGCUGGUGGUACUCAAAGAUUGCCAAGAAUAGUUGGAUCUGGUAUAGCCAAAGAACUUAUUUACACAGCACGUAUCUUGAAUGGACAACAAGCUAAGAAUAUUCAUCUUGUAAAUGAAGUUGUACCACAGAAUAAAAAUGGUGAUGCGGCUUAUCAAGCUGCAUUAUUACUUGCAAGAGAAAUUCUACCUAAUGGUCCUAUUGGAGUAAAAUUAGCGAAAGAGGCUAUAUCAAAAGGUAUGGAAAUGUCCAUAGAAGAUGGAUUAGAAAUUGAAAAACAAUGUUACAAUAAAGUUAUAGAUACUGAAGAUAGAUUAGAGGGUCUUUCAGCAUUUACAGCAAAACGAGUGCCUAUUUAUAAAGGUACAUAAAUAUAUAUAAUAUAGAAUGAUUAUUUGGAUUAUGAUGCAAACUAUGAUUAUUAUAUAUCUUUCAAAAUCUAUAACUGAAAGAGUAAAUUUAUGGGGAUCAAUAUUUAUAUACUUUUCUAUCAAUCAUAUUAAUAUAAUUAAUAUAAUUUUCUAGUAAAGUUUACUCAUAUUAUAAUAUCCUGUAUAAAUUUAAAUAUUUUUAUACGUGGUUAUAAUUAUUAUUUAGUUCAAUAUUUAUACUUGAAUCAUUGUUAGUUUCUUUUGAAAGAAAGAAAUAUGGUAUAUAUGAUAUAUAAAUUGUAUAUUAUAUGUUAUGUGAAUAUUAUACGAAUUUUUUAAGUUAUUUACUAACAUAUAUAUAUGUUUUUUAAUAAAAUGUUAAGAUUUUUAUAAUUGUUAUAAUUACUGUAAUUACUGAAUCAGAAAUAUAUUUUUUAAAUAUA
Messenger RNA from Vespula vulgaris, 1816 nucleotides. Its product is annotated as methylglutaconyl-CoA hydratase, mitochondrial. Gene Ontology annotation, cellular component: mitochondrion. The transcript is spliced from 3 exons. Gene Ontology annotation, molecular function: enoyl-CoA hydratase activity. Gene Ontology annotation, biological process: fatty acid beta-oxidation. The coding region runs from base 465 to 1373 and encodes 302 amino acids. The record is from RefSeq and is a predicted model, not a curated record. Lineage: Eukaryota; Metazoa; Arthropoda; Insecta; Hymenoptera; Vespidae.